ACAUGUUGUUGAAGAGUUCACAGGUGAACAUCCUGGUCCCAAUGUGAACAAAGCAGACAUACCUACACCAAUAAGUGCUUUUGAAAAAAUAUUUCCUAAAUCGCUUGUGACAAAACUCAGAAGAGAGACUAAUGCUUAUGCAAAAUAUAUAAAAAGAAACAAAGGAGCGGACAAGUACUUGGCUAAAAUCAAAGAUGAUGAUGAGAUGGCAGCAUUUCUAGGCAUCAUGAUAAUUAUGGGUGUUGAUCCAAAAGGGGAACUGAAUGACUAUUGGUCAACAAAUACUGCUUUAAGAAAUGAAAAAAUUUCAGGUGUAAUGAGCCGUAAUAGGUUUCAAAAAAUAUUGCAAUAUUUUCAUGUCAAUGAUGCAAGAAAUGAUCCAGCUAAUAUAAGUAAUCCUGCUGAGAGAGCUACAGAGAGAAGACAUAGACCAAUGUAUAAAGUUGCACCAAUACUGAAAACUGUAAUACAUCAAUCGCAACAGAUGUAUAAUCUUCAUUGUGAGGUGGCAAUAGACGAAGCCAUCAUUGGGUAUAAAGGAAGAUAUAAUGGAAUUCCAACUGUGUUCAUCCAGGGAAAACCCAGAGCCAAAGGGUUCAAAGUAUAUGUUUUGGCAGAUAGUCAUUCAAAUUACGUGGCUAAUCUCAAAUUUAUGACUAGUACUGGAAGUCAUGAAGAGGAUAUGCGAAACGUUUCCAAAACUGCUGCCUUAUGCGAGAAUUUAAUCCAGCCAUUCACUGGAUUACAUCAUGUUCUCUACACAGAUAGUUAUUAUACCAGCAUUGAGAUGGCCAGUAGGCUCCUGGACUAUCACCAUACCUAUGUUGUUGGAAGUAUGCGCCAAGAUAGAAGGGGAUUCCCAAAUGCCCUUCGCACAAAUCCCAGAAGAAACCCAGCAAGUGACAAAGUCAAAAACCUAUGCAGAGGGCAGUUUGCUGCAAGACAGAAAGACGAUCAUGUUGUUGUCUCUUAUAAAGAUUCAAAAUUAUUAAAUCUGCUUUCUACAUGCCGAGAAGGAUUUAGAUUCAAUGAUGGAAGGAUCAACAGAUUCAUCAAGUCACCCACAACCCAUCGAAAAUCUGUCUACAGCCUUCCAGCUCCUGAUAUUGUAGGUGAUUACAAUAAAUACAUGGGUGGAGUGGAUCGUGCUAAUCAAAUACGAUCUUAUUUCACUUCCCAACGUCAGGCCCACAAAUGGUGGAAGUAUGUCUUCUUCUACUUAUUAGAUACUGCCAUUUGCAACAGCUACAUUAUCUACAAAGAAGUAGUUGAUGAGAAGAAAACGCAUAAAGCAUUCCAAGUAGAAGUUGGUUGUGCUAUGAUCGGUGGCUUUUGCUCAAGAAAACAGAGAGUGACGACUGCUGAACCAGUUCUCAAUACAUACAAAAUCACCACCUGGUUAAAGGAGAGGGCAGAGGUGCUAGUUGUAGAAUGUGCAUUAAGAUAG
Messenger RNA from Saccoglossus kowalevskii, 1447 nucleotides. RefSeq names its product piggyBac transposable element-derived protein 4-like. The record is from RefSeq and is a predicted model, not a curated record. NCBI's taxonomy places the organism in Eukaryota, Metazoa, Hemichordata, Enteropneusta, Harrimaniidae.